Messenger RNA from Rotaria sordida, 666 nucleotides. The record is from the annotation of a GenBank genome assembly. NCBI's taxonomy places the organism in Eukaryota, Metazoa, Rotifera, Eurotatoria, Philodinida, Philodinidae.
AUGUUAAGUAGUAAUAAUGAUCCAUUUACAAGUAAAUUAAAAUUUAUAUUAGAAAAUACAACAUGGUCAUAUGAAACUACUGUAACAUUUAAUCAUAAUUUAACAAUAUCUUUAUCAAUAUCAGAUGAACAUGUAUUACAUUGGCGGCCAAAUGGAUAUGGUGAUCAACCAUUAUAUAAUUCAGUUAUUUUAAAUCAAGAUAAUCGAAUUGGUUCACGUUUAAUUGGUUUUCGUACAGUUCAACUUAUACAACAUGAAUAUGGAGCAGGAAUAAAUGGAACAUCAUUUUAUUUUUCUAUUAAUUUUAAAUCUAUAUUUAUAAAAGGAAGUAAUUGGAUACCAUCAGAUUCAUUUCAAGAACGUGUUAGUGAUGAAAAACUUGAACGUUUACUACGUUCAGCUCAAUUAUCAAAUAUGAAUAUGUUACGUAUAUGGGAUGGUGGAAUAUAUGAACGUAAUUCAUUUUAUGAAAUAGCUGAUCGUUUAGGUAUAAUGUUAUGGCAUGUUUUAUGUUUGCUUGUAGUCUGUAAUUAUCCUGUUGAUGAACUAUUUUUAACAAAUGUUCAUGAUGAAGUUAUUUAUCAAGUUAAACGAGUUCAACAUCAUCCAUCUAUUGUACUUUGGUUUGGAAAUAAUGAAAAUGAAGCUGCUGUUGCACAAAAUUAG